Molecule: messenger RNA, 3882 nt
Organism: Monomorium pharaonis (pharaoh ant)
Lineage: Eukaryota; Metazoa; Arthropoda; Insecta; Hymenoptera; Formicidae
Product: UNC93-like protein
Exons: 7
Coding region: 557-2248 (563 amino acids)
Biological process (GO): regulation of potassium ion transport; regulation of muscle contraction
Cellular component (GO): striated muscle dense body; plasma membrane
Molecular function (GO): potassium channel regulator activity
Source: RefSeq, a predicted model, not a curated record
GGAGAGGAAGAAAGGUCUUCGCAUUCAUAUUUACACAUUUGGCCCCAACAUGGCCGGGGCCAAUACGAUGUAUCAAUUCCACCUUCUCCACAUUCAAUUUUUACUACUACUCACUCACUCUUCUCGUACAACAAACACUACACAUACAUUUUAUAGCCCCAAAAUGGCACUCAUGCAAAGACCUUCCUUCUCCCGUCGUUCAUCUACAGACCUUGUAAUCAGAUCAGUGGAUCUAGAGCACUAUUCGGAAUAUUUUGCCUUAUUUAAAUUAUUUAAUAAUAAUGUAAUAUAAGCGCAUUGGUGUGGAUUUUGACAGCAGGAGGAAUUUGGCAUAUGAUACAAGAGACGAUAUGAAUAAUUUCUAUAAAUUUGCUGCCAUUCGUCGAUUGUUUAUGUGGUAAGGUUCGAGGAUCAUCUCUCUCUUUCUCUUUUAUAAAUAAUGGAAACAAUGCGGUAAUCUAAACAACGCGGCGCGUUUGCAAGGUGCAGCUAUAAGGAAACAAUGGAAUUAGCAAAGAACGAGCAAUAUACACCAUGUGCGUAGCCGACACGUAAAAUGGUGGCGUCGCAAAAUGACGGUGGCAGAAGUAUGGGCGGAGGCGGCGGGGGUGACGGCGGCGGCGGCGGUGAUGACACAGUUUACACGGUGACCGUGAGUGGGGUCGGUUACAGGAACGAGGGUUACAAGGACGACGGCACCGACGGCAUUCCGCCGGAGCCGCAGAAGCCGCCGCAGCUUCCGGUUGCGGACGAUGACACGCAAUCGCGGAAAUUCAAGUUGUCGCGUGGCGAGAAAUGGCGUAUCCUGAAGAACAUUGGCACCGUCUCGAUCGCCUUCAUGGUGCAGUUCACCGCGUUCCAGGGCACAGCAAAUCUGCAGUCGUCGAUCAACGCCAGCGACGGCCUCGGUACCGUCUCGCUCUCGGCUAUCUAUGCCGCCCUGGUGCUCUCGUGUAUCUUCGUCCCCACUUUCCUUAUCAAGAGGCUCACCGUCAAGUGGACCCUAUGUCUGUCCAUGCUGUGCUACGCGCCGUACAUCGGCUCGCAGUUCUACCCCAAAUUCUACACCUUGGUGCCCGCCGGAGUGCUUCUAGGUCUCGGCGCCGCGCCUAUGUGGGCCGCUAAGGCUACGUACCUGACGCAGGUUGGCGGUGUCUAUGCGAAAAUCACCGACCAGCCAGUCGACGCUAUCGUCGUACGGUUCUUCGGCUUCUUCUUCCUGGCGUGGCAGACGGCCGAGCUCUGGGGAAAUCUUAUUUCUUCGCUUGUAUUGAGUGAUGGACACGGAAACGCUGAUGACGGAAACAGCACAAUUAACAGCUGGGACAAAAUCAAGUUGUGCGGUGCGGAUUUCUGCGUUGUUGGCAGCGGAGGCCAUGAGAAUCUAGAGCGACCACCGGAGUCAGAGAUCUAUGAGAUCUCCGCAAUCUACCUCACAUGCGUCAUCAUCGCGGUCAUCAUCGUUGCUCUGUUCGUCGAUCCUCUCUCCAGGUAUGGUGAAAAGCAACGACGGUCGGAUAGCCAAGAAUUGAGCGGCAUCCAAUUGCUCUCUGCUACGGCUUACCAGCUGAAGAAACCUUACCAACAAUUGCUGAUACCCAUCACGAUAUGGAUCGGCAUGGAGCAGGCUUUCAUCGGCGCCGAUUUCACGCAGGCAUACAUCUCCUGUGCCCUGGGCGUCCACAGGGUAGGUUACGUUAUGAUCUGCUUCGGGGUGGUCAACGCCGGCUGCUCCUUGCUAUUCGGCUCGUUAAUGAAAUUCGUUGGUAGACAGCCGCUGAUGGCACUAGGUGCCAUCGUUCAUGCCUCUCUCGUGGUCGUUCUUCUCAUGUGGAAGCCUCACCCUGAUAAUCCUUAUGUCUUUUUCUCGGUCUCUGGCUUAUGGGGUGUGGGCGACGCUGUGUGGCAGACGCAAGUUAACGGACUCUAUGGCACGCUGUUCAGGCGUAACAAGGAGGCGGCUUUCUCGAACUACAGGCUGUGGGAAAGUGCCGGCUUCGUGAUUGCCUACGCGUACAGCACGCACCUCUGCGCCCGUAUGAAGCUGUACGUGUUGCUGACGGUGCUGAUCACCGGCACCAUAGGCUACAUCAUCGUCGAGCUGCUGCACAGACGCAAGCAACGGCGGCUCAAGGCGAUCGCCGAGGACCCGAAGGCCGCCCAAGCAGCCGCUGAGGCGAAUCAGCCGGAAGAGACCGACGACGAGAAGGACGAUCUCGACGACGAGAUCAUCAUCACGCACUUGUGAGCGACGAUUCACGCAGUCGACGUAGUCGUUUCUCCUUAAAAGUCCUCGCGUUCGCACUACUUUCUCGUCUCGUCGACGGGGGAGAAUCGAAACGACGGCCGGAAGAUCUGAUUUCGAUUGAUUUCGCAAGUACCCUUUCCUCAACUAUAUCCGCCGAGAUCUUCCGCCUGUCAUCCUCUCGUGUUUGCUUAUCAAUCCCUCUAUUAUAUGAUAGAGCCGCGGAUUAAUGAGCAGCCGCGAUACUCUUCUCCGUCGGCGACGUGGACGAGGAAGGCGUGCUCCCGACACUGUCUCCGUCUCGGGACGCGUUUCGUUGCGGAAGGGUCAAGGUUGAAACGCGACCUUCAGGGAACAAGGGGUAUGCUCACGAUUUCCACGAUGAAGUGGAGAUGCCGGGCAUCAAUUUUACAUAUCUUGUGGAUACUUCUUUUCAAGGCCGGUUAUAACGCGUUUGUCCAGGCUGAAAUCUGGCUUCCACCUUCCUCAGCGGGAUCAGAACAAAUAGAUGAUAGAUAAGCGUUAUACUUAUCAAUGCGAUGGGACACAUGGCGACGUAAAAUUCGCUCCCGUGCUAUUAGGCACGUGGAACCUCCACCGCCGUUACUCGAAAAUAUUGAAUCAACGCCAUGAUGAGGAAAUCACCCUCAUUCUCCAUCCGCGCACGAGAUCUUAUCAUCGCGUUUGCGAAAAUAACGCGCGGCGCGGAUACCAAAAGUGCAUUUUUUGCGCGUAGUUCUUGUGUAUAUUAAAAAAAAAAGUCAAUCAUAGAAUUAUUCAGUUUGUAUCACAUAUUUAUUGCAUAUCAAAAUGUCCCGGCGAUCGUUUGUUAAGGAACGCCAAAAGCAUUUUUGCUUCUUUAUCGAGGAAAUAAUUACAUUUUAAAUUAAAAAAAUUAUUACACUUUCGAAAAAACAUUUAAUUAAUUUUUUCAUGCAUUUUCUUUCAAUUCCGUGAUGUUGUUGAACUAUAGAAAAAAUUUGCUGUUCUUAUUAGGCGCAUUAAUAUCAAUUUCUGCUAAAAUUAAAUUAGUAGAUUAACUUUGAUCUAAGUUUAAUUUAUGCUUUAUCUUUUUCUAAUGUAACAUUAAAAAAGAUAAAAAAAAUUAAUCGCGAUUAUAGUUAAUGUACAUUAAUUUAAAUAGACAUAAGUCUUGUAUUCGAUAUUAGUGACGCUACAUAUAAGAAAGAAACGCACCGGUUUCGAUGCCGAUUUCAUCAAUGUAAUGAUCUUUACAAAAUAUUGAUUGAAUUUUCAUUAUAAACUGUAUAGUUGAUUAUUAGCAAAAAUUACUGUAUAUUUUGUAACAAAAAUGCAUAUAAAACACACAUAAUUUUUAGCUACUAAGAGUUAACACGAAUUUCAACGAAAAUUGAUUAUAUUUAUUCGAGGCUAAUAUUAUUUUUCUUUGAUUAUAUAAUACUCUAAUGCUUAAUAAAAAACAAUCAUUGUAAUAUAAUUAUCAUAUAUCAGGAAACAACGUUCUUGAUCGAAAAAUGACGUUGAUAGUCAGAGUUCUUCACAUUUCUUUUUUUGCAAGAGAAGUACGUGGUGAAAUAUCAAUGUCAGUUUAUAUGCAAAAACAGCAUUUUUUCUGCGAGAAAUAAACAAGUUAAAAUAAACAAAAAUUCAUACUU